Molecule: messenger RNA, 2498 nt
Organism: Triplophysa dalaica
Lineage: Eukaryota; Metazoa; Chordata; Actinopteri; Cypriniformes; Nemacheilidae
Gene: jmjd6
Product: jumonji domain containing 6, arginine demethylase and lysine hydroxylase
Exons: 6
Coding region: 12-1226 (404 amino acids)
Biological process (GO): phagocytosis
Cellular component (GO): cytoplasm; nucleus
Molecular function (GO): P-TEFb complex binding; histone H4R3 demethylase activity
Source: RefSeq, a predicted model, not a curated record
ACGCUACAGAAAUGAACCACAAAAGUAAAAAACGGAUCAAAGAAGCGAAGCGGAGCGCCAGACCCGAGCUGAAGGACUCGAGUGACUGGACGAAACACGAUUACUGCGAGAGUUUUGAUGUGUCGCACAGGACGGUGAAGGAUAACGUGGAACGAGUGGAUGCCCAACGUCUCUCUCCAGAGGAGUUCAUCCAGCGCUUUGAGAAGCCGUAUAAGCCUGUGGUUCUGCUCAACUGUCAGGAGUCGUGGCCUGCACGAGAAAAAUGGACUCUGGAGCGACUCAAACGCAAAUACCGCAACCAGAAGUUCAAAUGCGGCGAGGACAACGACGGCUACUCUGUCAAAAUGAAAAUGAAGUAUUACAUGGAGUAUUUGGAGUCGACGCGUGAUGACAGCCCGCUGUACAUAUUCGACAGCAGUUACGGCGAGCACGCCAAACGGGGCAAAUUUCUGGAGGACUACCAGGUGCCUGUUUUUUUCAGGGAUGAUCUCUUUCAGUUUGCGGGGGAGAAACGACGUCCUCCAUACAGGUGGUUUGUGAUGGGCCCUGCCCGAUCUGGAACAGGCAUCCACAUCGACCCUCUGGGCACGAGUGCGUGGAAUGCUCUGGUCCAGGGCCACAAACGCUGGUGUCUCUUCCCCACCCAUACACCCCGUGAGCUCAUUAAGGUGACACGGGAGGAUGGGGGUAACCAGCAGGACGAAGCCAUCACCUGGUUCAGCGUGAUCUAUCCGCGCACACAGCAGCCCAACUGGCCCGCCGAGUUCAGACCGUUGGAGAUUCUGCAGCACCCUGGGGAGACUGUGUUUGUGCCGGGUGGCUGGUGGCAUGUUGUGCUUAAUCUGGACACCACCAUUGCUGUCACCCAGAAUUUUGCAAGCACCACCAACUUCCCCAUCGUGUGGCACAAGACCGUUCGAGGACGCCCCAAACUCUCCAGAAAGUGGUACAGGACUUUGAAGCAGGAGAGGCCUGAUAUUGCUGCUUUGGCAGAUAAAGUAGAUCUGCAGGAGUCCACAGGCAUCGCCUCCGACAGCUCCAGUGACUCCUCAUCCUCUUCCUCCUCCAGCUCCUCCGACUCUGAUUCAGAGGCUGCCGACUCGGGCUCCGAGGGCGAUGCCAUGACCCACCGCAGAAAGAAGAGGAAAACCUGCAGCAUGAUGGGAAACGGUGACAUCACAAGCCAGGACGACUGCGUGAGCAAAGAGCGCAGCUCGUCACGGUGACGUCCCGCUUUCUCCGUCCACACCAAAUGGGCUGCAGCUGCAAUCAUCUCCUGGAUGAAGAAACACCUCUGGUGCUCCCAGGAGACAUCUGUCCAUUAGAUAAGAGAGUCUGGGUCCACGAUUUCACACUCAGCCCCCAGUUAUCUGUCCUAGUGUGCUUUAAGUGAUAAACAAGAACAAAAUAACCAAAUAUAUGCUCGUUGGAGGUGCGUGGCAUGGAUGAGCCAACCGCUGUAUGGGAAAGUUAGAGAAACUCUUCUCGUGUUGCCUUUGCUGAUGUCAGGGUCCGGACAGGAAGCAUGAUGUCUCCUCCUGUCCUCGUGCCAUGAGCGUUAAUCUGGGUUUAAAUCUGAUGGCAUUUUUAAUAUUUUUCUGCAUCACGACCCUUCUUGGGUUUGGCACGAUGGGUAUGCUGUAUUUAAUCUUCUUUGAAAACAGAUUAUUUUAUAACUGAUUCUUGAGCUGCUCUUAAACAUGGGUUUCCCUGCCUUAUUAGCGGGAAAACAAGCCCAUAGUAAUUCAAACGUUAAAUGGCUGCUUUUAUUUGUGCACCCUUUUCUUAUGUGAUUGUUGCUAGUCUGAACAGAAAUCAGUUAGCAAGAACCUGAAAGGAAAACUGCUGUGAAUGCUCAGAGUUUAUAGAUUUCAACUAAAAUUAUUGUUUGGACGUUGACUAUAAACCACUACACAAAGUUUAUUAGUAAAUUAGUUAUUAAAUCGAUCUUAAAUAAAUCUGGCAGUGUUAGGAAUUCACCUUGAUGCUCUUUCGGAUGUGACCAUGUGGCACUAGUUAAACACUAGGGGGCAGUAAUGCUUCUUAUGCACUCUAAUGCUAGUCGUUUAUAAAGGUUGAAAAUCUUAAAUUCUUCUUUUUUUGACAGAAUGUUUGUGACAGUGCUUAGUGUGUGUAUGCUGAACCCCUGUAUAAAAUACAAGAUGUCUUUAUGAAGUGCCUAUUUUUACCUGAUGAUGGUCCUUGAAGUUGCAUUGAGCUGUCAUGUUUCAGUUUUUGGCUUUUCCCCACAGCUAGGGUGUUAAGGUGUAAAGUACGGACGGUUCCCUUAAAUGACAGUUUGAAAGUGUUGUAGCUCUGAAGACAAGCAGUGUGUUUUUCUGUGGGCUGGUUUUAUUUCACUUCUUCAUGUUUUGUAUUAGCUCUGUUGACACCUCUGGCCCACUGGGAUUCAAGUGUGGGGACGAAAUGUGAAGCAUUGAUGUUGCUGAGAUCAAAAACGAAUGAAUAACUGUUUAAUAAAACUUUAUAUGUAUUUA